Molecule: messenger RNA, 692 nt
Organism: Notechis scutatus (mainland tiger snake)
Lineage: Eukaryota; Metazoa; Chordata; Lepidosauria; Squamata; Elapidae
Source: RefSeq, a predicted model, not a curated record
CAACCAGUCAGAAUGUAGGAAAAUCUACAGAUAUGACGGAAUCUACUGUGAAUCUACCUACCAGAAGUAUGUUGAAAUCUGUUUUACAAGCCUUGAGAAAGGAAAAAUCCCGAGAUGCUGCUCGUUCUCGAAGAGGAAAAGAAAAUUUUGAAUUCUAUGAGUUGGCCAAAUUGUUGCCACUCCCUGCUGCCAUUACCAGCCAGCUUGACAAGGCAUCUAUUAUCCGAUUAACAAUUAGCUAUUUGAAGAUGAGGGACUUUGCUAAUCAAGGGGAUCCUCCGUGGAACCUGCGUAUGGAAGGACCACCUCCCAACACAUCAGUGAAAGGGAUACAAAUAUGGAAAUCUGAGGUCUGCAUGAGAAAGACACCAUGUGAAGUUAUAGGUGCCCAGCGCAGGAGAAGCCCCAGUGCCCUUGCCACUGAAGUAUUUGAGUCACAUUUGGGAAGUCACAUUUUACAGUCACUGGAUGGAUUUGUAUUUGCACUAAACCAAGAGGGAAAGUUUUUGUACAUUUCGGAAACUGUCUCCAUUUAUCUUGGCCUCUCCCAACUGUUAGGAAAGGGACACAGACAUAGUGCUUCCCAUGUGCCCUAUUACUGGAUGUUUAUGGAGAAUCCGGCUGUUAUCCUGGGAGCUGACACGAUGGCAGGGAGUCUCUUGGAGUCAGGAAAUGCUGAAAGAAACCAUUAA